Molecule: messenger RNA, 2636 nt
Organism: Oncorhynchus tshawytscha (Chinook salmon)
Lineage: Eukaryota; Metazoa; Chordata; Actinopteri; Salmoniformes; Salmonidae
Product: ADP-ribosylation factor-like protein 8A
Exons: 7
Coding region: 294-860 (188 amino acids)
Biological process (GO): protein transport; anterograde axonal transport
Cellular component (GO): lysosomal membrane
Molecular function (GO): GTP binding; GTPase activity
Source: RefSeq, a predicted model, not a curated record
UGGCUGUAGUAACCAGUGACGACCCUUGUCAGGCAGGAAAAGACAAACAGGGAGGAAGGAGGUGUAGUAAAACAAGGCAGAUAACUACAACUUACUUUAAAAAAAAAUAACAGUGCCAAUACUUGCGCACAAAACAGUUUGUUCGGUGAAUAUUCACGAUAGGCACAUUAUUCCACCGUUAGUAAUACAUCCUUGUACCCUGUGUUGUCACUGCAAGCUAGAUAGAUAGUUAGCUAGACAAACUUAGCAGGCUAACAGGGCUCCAGUAGCAGUGCCAUCACAACGCGCCCAGGAUGAUUGCAUUGAUCAACAAGCUCCUUGACUGGUUCAAAGCACUGUUCUGGAAGGAAGAGAUGGAGUUAACAUUGGUGGGACUCCAGUAUUCGGGCAAGACAACUUUCGUUAACGUGAUCGCGUCGGGUCAGUUCAGCGAAGACAUGAUUCCCACAAUGGGCUUCAACAUGAGGAAGAUCACCAAGGGAAAUGUCACCAUCAAGCUGUGGGAUAUCGGCGGUCAGCCUCGAUUCAGGAGCAUGUGGGAGCGAUACUGCAGAGGAGUCAGUGCCAUUGUGUACAUGGUUGAUGCAGCUGACCCAGAGAAGACAGAGGCGUCUAAAAAUGAACUACACAACUUAUUGGACAAGCCCCAGCUCCAGGGUAUUCCUGUUCUUGUCUUGGGGAAUAAGAGGGAUCUUCCUGGGGCGCUUGAUGAGAAGGAGCUGAUUGAGAGAAUGAACCUCUCGGCCAUCCAAGACAGAGAGAUCUGCUGUUACUCCAUCUCCUGCAAGGAGAAGGACAACAUCGAUAUCACGCUACAGUGGCUGAUCCAGCACUCCAGAACCAAGCGGAGCACUUCAUGAGAACCUCAUCUCAAUACACAGGCCUUCACCUGUCCCAAUUCCCCUGCCCUCUGUCCUCCCCAGCCUGUCCAUACUCCUUUUUCUUUGGAUGACCCUCUCUUGCCAAUUACCCCCCCCACGCCUGAUUCCACUCUCCUGAAGGGAGCCUGGAAACCUUUUCUUUGCAGUGUUCAUUUUCUUUUUGUAACAUAACACUUCUUGUGACCUAUGACCUCUGAUGGACAAAGUGGUACUUGGCGUCCCUGAUGUUCAUAUGUCAUACUUCACCAUCUCUGUUGAUAUCGAGGUUUAUAUUCAACUGAUCCAGAGACAGGGCAGAGUACUGUACAGUACAUAACCUCUGUUCCCAAUAGGUAGAGAAGACUGGAGUCUGAACACUGCAUCACUUAGCAGCUUCAAAGUCAACUUUACCACACUGAUAUCACAUUUCAAACAGUAUUUAUGUCUUAGACCAGUGGUUCCCAACCUUUCUCUGUUAAUGUGCCAUCAACUGAAUUUUUCUCUGCCCAGAGUACCCCUGAAGUACCCCAUGUAUAUUUUACCAGAAAGCCUAUGUUUUCAUGGAUCUUCAAGUACCCCCUGUGGGUAGGCCAGGUACCCCCUGUGGGUAGUGUCCCUGGUUGGGAACCACUGUCUUUGACCAUAGUCCUAUUACUUCCCAACGACAGUGGUACUGUGUGUAAUGCUACUCUAUGUACCGUUUUGAAGAGGGAGUGUUGCAACAUUUGAUUGAAAUACUUGCGCAAACUCCCAAGUCUCUCCAUUUCUCUUUUCUUUAUAAGGCUAAUGGGAGGUGUUGUUAAAGAUGUCCUUGAUGUAAUCUCUAUUGUGAUUAUAUAUAUAUACAUUUGCAUUAUGUCAUCUUCUCUGUCUGUUGCUUGUCCUGACACACGUUUGGUAGUUUAGAAACAGCAGGAAGAUUUUCUUUCAACUAAGCAACAUGGACCAUUUUAAUUUGCAUUAGCCAUGUCAAUGGGCAAGCAAUAUCUGCAACACACCUGGUUUACAAACAAAACAUCAAUGUUUAGAUUUAUGCAUCCUUCUUUUCUCAUUUCCUGUCAUUGAUUUAUAUCAUUAUGCAAUAGCUCCUUUCCACCCAGUAAUGUCCAGCUACUAUUUGACCAGUUUUCAUGUCAUUACAGGAUCAUGAAUAACCCAUUUAGAAAUUGAACAUCUGUGAUGAAGAAGUCCCCCAGAUAAAUUGAGAUUAUACAGGUGUCAGCCAAUAUAAUCUAGGUGUUGGAAAUGUCAUAUUAACUAACGAUGAAGGCUUCUGUCUAAUUUUGUAUUUUACUUCCAUGUCUAUGAUAUAUUACCUCCGACAUGGCCAACGUAACCAUUGACAACCGCAACAACAUCUCUGCUUUUUUGUUUGCAUGCUGGGGCAUAAGUAUUUGUGGAAUCUUUGAGAAUUAACUAUAAAUUGUUUUUUGUUUUUUUUAUGGCAAAUAUAGUAAAUACUAUAUCUGCUUUAAAACCUGUUUGUACAUUAUUGUUUCAAUUAAGUUGAUUGUUUUUAAUAGGAUAUGCUUAUGUAUGAUAACUAAAAACAUUGGUGAAAACCACUUUAUACAUGGUCUGCAGAAUUCAUAUGAUUGUUGCCACACAGUGCUCACAGUGGCUGUAGAUUGUUAAUGAUGGUUGGUGCUUUUCAUGUGGUGUCAUGUGUAUGUUUGUCUGGCUGUUUUCAUGUAUAUGAAAGAAUCAAUGUGGGAGAAGACGUAGUGUUUUGGUUGUUCUCUAAUUAAAGGAUCCAUGCCACGGCACUCGUCACAA